AUGGCCGGGGGCGCUGGGACCACAACAGACUGGGAGUAUAGAGCCGGCAGCAUAGAAAGCAACGUCUUCCGCAUCCCCCCUGCCCCUCGCCGUCGAAAACGCAAGGCGCGAGAAGAUGACGUGCUCGCUCGCUUGAAGCACUACGAGGAGUUGCUCCGAGAUCAGGGUAUCGAUCCAACUCCUCCAUCCACCACGCCCAGCAAAAUCGACGCGACGUCUUCUCCGCUUGACGAUGCCGACAAUCCCAGCAAAUCCGGGUCCAAACCCGCAGAGCCGCCGUGGACGAACGGUUCAGUCCAGGGGAGGCUGAUCAUCGACCAAGGCAGAGCUCGGUUCAUUCAGAAUAAACUGUGGACCACUGUCAGCGAAGAGCUCCAUCAUAGCAAAGAUGUCAUCCCGGACACGGACACGGAGAGCGAGGAUGAGUUGGACACUCUUGCUGACGACAGGACCGACUUCGUCCUCGGCGUGACGCCUUCCCCAGCUCAGACGGCGAGCCUGCACCCGAGUCCCGAGCAUGUCCUCAAACUGUGGCAGAUUUUCCUCACCAACGUCAAUCCGCUCAUGAAGAUUGUCCAUCAACCGACCCUACAGCGCACCAUUGAGGAAGCUAUCCGCGACUUGGACCAUAUCCCCCGUGGGCUUGAAGCCUUGAUGUUUGCUAUCUAUGGCGGCGCCGUCCUGUCCAUGCGUGACGGAGAAUGUCAAGCAACCUUUGGCGAGUCUCGGACAGUCCUGCAGUCCAGAUAUCGACUGGGCAUACGUCGAGCCUUGACAAAAGCGAGAUUUAUGGCGACCUACGACAUUGUCGUCCUACAAGCACUUGUCAUCUAUCUUCUCACUACACGUCAAGCCCUGGACGCACGCACUCUAUGGACAUUGUCAGGUGUUGCGAGUCGUAUAGCCCAAGGCAUGGGCGUGCAUCGAGACGGCACCGUCCUUGGCCUUCCCCCUUUUGAAACAGAGAUGCGCCGUCGGCUUUGGUGGCAAAUCAACUUGCUCGACUUUCGGGCGGCCGAGCUGAGUGGUUUUGGUGGCCUGACGGAAGUCAAUUGGUGGAAUACCAAGGUGCCGUCAAACGUCAAUGACGUGGAAAUCUGGCCGGGCAUGAAGGAAUCACCCGUCGAACAGACUCGCCCAACCGAAAUGGUGGUCUGCUUGCUGCACUAUUCUGUCGGCGCUUUCUGGAGGCGGAAGCUCUUGGAAGCGGGCACCCCCGAGGAAGAUCUCAACCGGGCUAUGCAACGCUGGGUGGCGACCAAGACAUUGGCCGAAAAAGAUGCGUUUGUCGAUGAAUUCCAGGCUAACUUGGAAGAAACGGUGUUGAGAUAUUGUGAUCCUUCUAUCCCGCUCGAAAUGAUGGCUUUGAUCUAUGGGCGUUCCAUGUGCAAGAGCAUCAGAUUCAUGUCGCAUCAUCCUCGGCGCUACGCGAACCAAGAGGAUAUUCCUGACAGCGAACGCCGACUUCUGUGGAAGACGAGUAUGGCACUGAUGGAGGCCGACAACCUUGUGCAUUCUCAUCGCUCCCUUCAGAGAUUCAGUUGGCACAUUGAUGCAGGGUUCGCGUGGCAUUCCUUUAUAUUUGCCUUGGGAGAGCUUAUUGCAAGGCCAACCGGCGAAGGCAGGGACGAGGCGUGGAUCCAGAUUGAGGAUGUUUUCAAGAACCAUCCCCCAUUCGUUUCCGACCAAAAGAAGCCGCUUCACAUCGCGAUCGGCAAUCUAUGCCUGAAGGCGUGGCGAGCUCGUCAAAAGGCGCAAGAGGAGGACCCUCAAGGCUUGCAGUGGCUCGAUACGCCGCAAUUCAUUCUACAGCUUCGCAAACAGCGAGAGGUUCAAGAAGGGAAGAGAUAUAACAGGCGAUCUGCAGCACUGAACCCGACUCCUACUCUUCAACCCGAAGACACCAACCUAGAAGGAGAAUCGCAGCCACCAGAUAGUUCGACCGCAGAACCCAUGGCGAGCAUCCAGCAAUUUGAACAGCCAGUCGGUAGCUUGGACCCUACAUUUUCGCCACACGACUUCUCGAUCAUGGACAACAUAGCCAUGGAUUGGCAACGAUGGGAUACCCUCCUCAAUGAUUUUGAACUGCUUACCCAGCCAAGCACCAUGAAUCCUGGCCAUCUGCAACAUCUUGGACAGUAUGGUCAACAAGGGUAUUCAUGGCCGCUGUCGCAAAUUCAAGACAACCAAUGA
Molecule: messenger RNA, 2193 nt
Organism: Fonsecaea nubica
Lineage: Eukaryota; Fungi; Ascomycota; Eurotiomycetes; Chaetothyriales; Herpotrichiellaceae
Exons: 6
Coding region: 1-2193 (730 amino acids)
Biological process (GO): DNA-templated transcription
Molecular function (GO): DNA binding; zinc ion binding
Source: RefSeq, a predicted model, not a curated record